Molecule: messenger RNA, 2230 nt
Organism: Drosophila albomicans
Lineage: Eukaryota; Metazoa; Arthropoda; Insecta; Diptera; Drosophilidae
Product: zinc finger and SCAN domain-containing protein 21
Exons: 5
Coding region: 64-2103 (679 amino acids)
Biological process (GO): regulation of cytokine production; negative regulation of transcription by RNA polymerase II; regulation of immune system process
Cellular component (GO): nucleus
Molecular function (GO): zinc ion binding
Source: RefSeq, a predicted model, not a curated record
CUCAAAUGCAGCUUGCGGUCACGCUAUCGACGUCACAAAUAAAAUAAUAAUUUGCAUUAAAAAAUGAAGUGCGCGGUGCAUAACUGCACAAACAAAUUCAAGUCGCGUCAAAAACAUUCACAACAAUAUAGCUUUUUUAGCUUUCCAAAGAAUCCAGAAACUUUAAAAAAGUGGUUUUUGUUUUGCCGCAAGAACAGUAAAGACAAACUAAAGAGCUACCUCAAGAGUGUCAUAUGCAAUGAGCACUUUAAAGAGGAAGACAUCCAGGGAGGAUUACAAUUUCAAAUGGGCCUAUGCUCGAAGCGUACACUGAGACCAGGCGCAGUGCCGUGUAUCAAUAAAAAUGAUAUUAGUGAGGCUGAACGUGAAAAGUCGGAGAAACUUAAGAAUCAAAAGCUGGUCGCUGAACUGCUCGAGGAGGCGGAAGCACGUGAGGCAGCCGAGGCCAGUGGAGAAAUUAUAAUUGCCCCAGAUUUUGUGCGCAAUACAGGCAUUGUCUCAGUGCCGGAUUUUGUCAGCGCCACGGGAAAUGCUUUCGUUUCAUUUACGCCCAUGCCUACAGAAGCAGAUCCCUUGGCAGAGGAGCAGGCUGGGCAGCAGUUGAAAAUAGUAGUUGAAGUCAGUCAAAAGGAUGAACUAGCAACACCAUUAAUUGAGCAGCAGAAAUGUCGCACUUGUGGUCGUUGCUUUGUCGCUGAUGAUAAAGCGAAAGAUCUUUGCUGCGAAGAAAAUGCUGUGAUGUUGUAUCACAUUGAAGUCAUAACGGGAAUUUGGAUACAAUGUCCCGAAGAAAUUUCACGCUUCAUGUGCGCCAAUUGCGUGGACAACUUGCGCAUCGCAAUCGAGUUCCGUGAAACUUGUAUUCGCACAGAGCUUCAACUUCAAGGUGGCGACGAUGUGGAUCUUGAUAGCCAAAUUAAAAUGGAGGUGUCUAAUUGCAAGAAUGAGGAGGAAACACAGACGCUUGACAAUAACAACGACAACAGCAGCGAUAUGAAAGCGGAGCAAUAUGUUACAAUACUGUCAGCAGAAGGCGAAAGUGAGCAAGCCACUAUUAUUGUGGAGCCUAUGCCAAAUGCUGUAAUUAGAAAAACGGGUCAGGUGCAACAUCCGGGCUCAGGAGAUUCGAAUAGCAUUGCGUUGGGGGCGCAGAUCUAUGAAGAUCUUUUAAACGAAUACAGAGGUAUGGAUAAGCUGCCGCGGCCCCGCAAAAAGAAGGUAGUAUCAACGCCAACGCCCAUACCAAAGACGCCAGUGAUUAAACAACGAAAGCGCCGAGUUCAGGAAAAGAAACCUAAGCGCACAAAGCGUACGAGAGAAGAGAAAAAUCGCAUUCGUCGUGAACAGAUCAGAGCACUACCACUCAAUCAUGUGUGCGAUCAAUGUGGCGCCUCGUUCCGAGUGCGUUGUAAUCUAACCAUACACAUGCUGCGCCACACGCGCACCAAGAACUAUCCUUGCCCCGAGUGUCCCAAACAAUUCUAUGACGCUUACAUGAGAAACAUGCAUAUCCGUGUCCGGCAUCGCGGCGAACUACCAUUUGUCUGCAACUAUUGCACGAAAGCAUUUAGUUCAUCGAAUACUCGUUAUCUGCAUGAAAAAAACGUUCAUGGAGCAUCGCCACGUAUUCACCGCAAUGUCAAUAAAUUGAAUCAGCGGCUCGAGAUUAAGGAGAAGCCACCGCUGCCAGCACAGGAAUCACAGCCUAAGGAAAAUGUUCGUCAUUAUUGCAACUAUUGUGACAAGAGCUAUGCAACAAAAUAUGCGUUAAAUGGUCAUAUUAAUCUACACUUGGGUCUGACGCCCUUCAAGUGCAAGCUCUGUGAAAUGCGAUUUGCGGAUCCGCAAUCGAAAAAAAAGCAUGAAAUGAGACACGACAGCAAGCGGCCCUUCGAAUGCGAUAUUUGCCUCAAGGGAUUCUAUGUGCGCAGCAAACUGAAAGAGCAUGAGCGCAUUCAUACCGGCGAACGUCCUUACAGGUGCGGCAUUUGUGAUGCAUAUUUUCGGUACAAGUUCAACUUGUAUUCGCAUCAGUUCAGCAAAAUGCACAAGGAUAAUCUGCAAAAGGUAGAAAAAGAGCAGAUUGUAGAAGACUCAAGCUAAAUAGAAAGGGAAUUAGACUAAUAUUUGUAUAUAAUUUAAGUUUAAAAAAAUGCACAAAUGGAAUAGUUUUAUUUUGAUAUGAAUAGAAGUCUCAAAGUGGCACAUCUUAUGAUUCCUUCUGCUUUAA